Messenger RNA from Malassezia sympodialis ATCC 42132, 519 nucleotides. RefSeq names its product thioredoxin peroxidase AHP1 (gene AHP1). The record is from RefSeq and is a predicted model, not a curated record. Gene Ontology annotation, biological process: hydrogen peroxide catabolic process; cell redox homeostasis; cellular response to oxidative stress. Gene Ontology annotation, molecular function: thioredoxin peroxidase activity. Gene Ontology annotation, cellular component: mitochondrion; cytoplasm; peroxisome. Lineage: Eukaryota; Fungi; Basidiomycota; Malasseziomycetes; Malasseziales; Malasseziaceae.
AUGUCUGCUACUACCGGUUCUCAGGCCCCCAACACGACUUUCACCUACAUCCCCUGGGCUCCCGAGCUUGACUCGGGCAAGGUGUGUGGUGUGCCUCAGACUUUCAAGGCCCACGACCGCUGGAAGGGCAAGAAGGUUGUGGUUGUGGCUAUCCCUGGCGCUUUCACGCCCGUGUGCCACCAGAACCACAUCCCCGGCUUUGUUGAGAAGAUCAACGAGCUGAAGGCCAAGGGUGUUGAUGAGGUGGUUGUGAUCGCCGUCAACGAUGCCUUUGUCAUGAGUGGCUGGGGUGUUACGGUCGGUGGCAAGGACCAGAUCGUGUACGCCUGCGACAACGAUCUGGCCUUCUCGAAGGCUCUGGGUGGAACGCUCGACCUUACGUCGGGUGGUAUGGGCGUGCGCACGGCGCGUUACGCUGUUGUGCUGGAUGACCUGAAGAUCACCUACUUUGGCAUGGACGAGGGCAACAUGGGUGCCCCCGAAAAGUCGUCGGUCGACGCGGUGCUGGCGCAGCUCUAA